Tetrahymena thermophila SB210 is the source of this 1821-nucleotide messenger RNA. Its product is annotated as monooxygenase family protein. The transcript is spliced from 4 exons. Lineage: Eukaryota; Ciliophora; Oligohymenophorea; Hymenostomatida; Tetrahymenidae. The record is from RefSeq and is a predicted model, not a curated record. Gene Ontology annotation, molecular function: FAD binding.
AUGAUUCGUAAGAAUGUAGCUAUCAUUGGAGCUGGGCCUGUAGGACUUGCAGCAAGUAUGUACAUGGAAAAAUUUGGAUUUAAUUAUGCUUUGAUUGAGAGAAAUUAGUCUUUUAUCAGUCAUCCAGCAGCUCAUUUAUUAAAUUUGAGAUCUAUGGAGACCCUUAGUGAAAUAAAAUGUAAGCAAGACUAGAAUAAAUUACAUGAACUCAUUUACUAAAAAUGUGAGGAUAUUAAUUAUUUUAGAUAUUACCGCUACUAAAGAAGACUAUUUGAUUCAAGAGAACCAUUUUAUGUAGACGAUCACUUCUAUCCUAAUCCAAAAUAAAAGCAAGAAGAAAUCUUGCGUGAACAUGCAUUUGCUUAGUAUGUCCACUUACCAUAGCCUCACUUUGUUAGUAUUUUAAAAGAUAACAUAAAAUAAAAAGAAAAUAUCUACUUAGGACAUACAGUUCUUAAUUUCAAAAAUGAUAAAGAUUCAGUUAAAAUAUCUCUAAAGGAUCAUGAAGGCAAUUUAAAAUAAAUAGAAGCAGAUUACUUAAUUGCAUGUGAUGGUAAACACUCUUAUGUAAGAAACUCUUUAGGAAUUGGGUUGGUAGGAAAUCCAUAUCUAUAGAGCUUUUUCAAUAUAUAUUUUCAUUCUAAACAAUUAGCUUAGACCCUGAAUGAAAGAAAUGAAAAUGCCAUGCUCCAUUUCAUUUACAAUAAUUAAGUUAUAGCUUGUCUAGUUAAUCAUUCUAAAAAGGAAGGAAUGUUUGUACUCCAAGUACCUACUUGCCCUCCUUACGAUGAUGUAUCCACCCUCGAUAAGCUUCAAAAAGAAAAAAUUGCAUAUGAAAUGAUAUAAAAUUUGAUUGAUCCCUCUAUGAGAGAUUAAAUCAAUGAUAUUGAUAUUAAAACUACAGGAAUGUGGAAGCUUUCAUCAGAAGUUAUUGAAAAAUAUUAUUAAAACAGAGUAAUUUUUGCUGGUGACUCUGCACACGCUUUCCCACCUGCUGGAGGUUUUGGCAUGAACACAGGUUUACAGGAAGUUCACAAUUUAGCACAUAAAUUGAAACAAAUUUAUAAAUAUCCAGAACACUAAGAAAAAAUAUUGUAAACAUACCAUGAUGAGAGAAAAUAAUUCGUAACUGAAAUAUUGAAUACAGCAAAUAAAUAUUACAAAGUUUCGUUAGAUAUUGCUAAAAUUAUAGGGUUAAACGUAGAAAAUUAUUUUACCUUUAAGAAAACACUUGAUGUAGCAUCACCAUUCUUGCCAAAAAAUUUAUAGUAAUUCAUAUGGAAGACGGGAAUAAAAAUUGGAAGCUACCCAGCUGAAAUCUCUAACCCAGCUAAAAUUAGUAAAUAAUUGGAAGGUAAUACAGUCCCUCUAAUCUUUUAUAAGGAAGAUACUGAAUUUAAGUAUGAUAAGGGAUUUAUAAGCUCUAUUAAAACAAAUCAAGAUGAUAAAUCUUUAUCUGGUCUACUUUUACCUCAUAUAAUGAUUAACUUCAAGGAUAGAUAAAUAGCUUUGCGUUAGUUAGCAAACUAUUUCUAUGAAAAUGAAUCUGAAAGAGAAAUAGUUUACACUGAUAAAAGCAGAUAAUCUCAAAAUAAAAAUUUAAUUAUGGUAGCACUUUAUAAAAAAGGCUUUUAAAAGGAAAAGUUAUAAAACUUUAUUGAAAAUUUAGAUGAACUUUUUGUAAAACCAGAUAUAAUUGUAGGUUGUGAAGCUUCUACUAAUAGUUUUUAUGAAGAAAAAUUAGAUAAUCUCCUUAAAAAUGAUAAGCAGGUCAUACUUAUAAGAAGUGAUUCUAUAAUAUUUGGUAGAUAUGAAAUAUGA